UUGAGGGAGCCGCCUACGUGGAACAGGUGCCAACGUGCACCGCACAACACAACAUUCUGAGUACGGCAGGCAGCCGUUGGAAGCUGUAGCACCACCACCACAGAGUUUUGACUGAUUGGUGCCCACUGCGCUCUUGGCUUUAGACUUCUCAGCUUCACAGAUCCCUGAGCCUCAAACUCAAAGCCCACAGCAAAGGCCAAAUUCCAAAGUCCACCUUGGUUUAACGGUAAAACGGAAUGAUAACAAGUAGUUAAACCAACUGUUUAGUUUUUAUCAUAUCUUUGUCAUUCUUCUGUUUCUGGCUUUUCAUUGUUCCUCCAAUUUCCCUGCUGAGCUGCCAAGAAGACCCAGAGAGCUUUCCUCCCAGCCUCCCAGUCUCAUCCCUCUCUUUUGGAACUUUGUAGAGACUCAGAUAGAAGAGAUCAGGGCAAAGCCUUUUAUUUUCCUUCCAGCAGGUAUGGAAGACCAUGCUGUUUGUGAUAAUACUGUUGCCAGUCCUGAGGUUGAGAUAAACUACCUAAAUCAACGGGUGCAAUCUAAUGAAUCCGGCAUGCAAGAGUUAGAGAGUUACUUGAAAGUUUUAACAAAGCUGGACUUGGACUUGGCAUAUUCUUCUGAGAAGUUGGCAAAUCUCCAUGUACCUCUUAUAUACCUGUUGGCUCAGCAGAAUGAUCUCGAGGCAAUGGCCACCGUCAAUAACUAUAUUCUCACGGACUUUAUUGAGAAAGUAUUGGUAUUCAAUUUCCUAUCUAGCAUUCUAGAUUCUGAGGUAAGAGAGCUAGACAAUUUCAUGGAUGCUCUCCAAGCAGGAAUUAUUGAUGCCCGUAAAAAAAUAUCUUCGUGCAGACACUUGGGAAAACUGUAUUCUAUAAUGGAAGGAAAGUUAAAUGAUUCUGAAGAAUCACUAAAGCAAUCUCAAGAUCAGAUUUCAGAGCUUAAGAUGCAGUCAGAAAGGUUUCAGAGAACCGUUCUAGCUUUUGCCCAUGAGAAUUGGAAAACUGACAUUGCCAUGGAUUUAUCAGAAAAUGCUCAACAGGCGAAUAAAAACGCAAAGUCAAAUUUAAAGAUGCCUAGACAACAAAGACAUAAUCUCUGGAUGCUGGAGAAAUCACUUUCAAGAGAGCUAUAUCUUGAGAAGAAAUUAACUGAAUCAAGACAAAAUGAAGAAGAACUUAAAUUAAAGCUACAUCAUACAGAACAGGUAGCAUUUCACAUGGAAGAAGCAGCAGAAGUUGUUUGGGGAAGAUUUUUAGAGGCAGAGAAUGCUGCUGAGGUGCUCCAGGGGAUUUCAAAGGAAUUGUUAGGUCGACUGCAGCUUAUUCAUUUUAAUCUAAAUGGUUCAAUUCAACGAGAAAGCGAGCUAAAAUUCAAACUUCAAGCUAGUUUAGAAGAGCUGAAAGCAAAAGAUACUGCUUUGCAGAAGCUCAAGAAUGUUCAUGAAGAGAACAUUAAGAAAGAUGUUGAACUGUCUGCUUUGAGAGAAAAGGUGGUGUUCCUUGAGAAACAGCUGAAAGAAUCAGAGCUCCAGCUGAAGAGUGCAAAUUCCACCAAUGAAUCAAGUCAAGAGAAACUUGGGGAAAUGGAAAGGUUAGUUGAGUCUUUGAAAGAAAACAUCUUUACAACAGAAGUUAAGGCUGAGAGUGCAGAACUUAAGGUUGCGGAAUUAACAGGAACGAAUGUGGAACUCACUGAAGAGAUGAGUUUUCUAAAAGGAAGUGCUAGUAACACAGAAAAAAAGGUUGGCAGUCUAGAAAAACAGUUGAGGGAAGUAGAGAUCCAAUUACAGCAUGCAAAAGCAUCCUCUGAAGCAAGUCAAGAGCAGCAGAAUAUGCUAUAUGCUGCAAUUUGGGAUAUGGAAACUUUAAUUGAAGAUCUAAAAUCAAAGGUUUCAAAAGCUGAAAAUAAGACAGAAAGUACAGAGGAGCAGUGUGUUGUGUUAUCUGAAACUAACUCAGAACUAAAUGCGGAAAUAACUGUUCUAAGGGAUAGAGUGGAAUACUUGGAAUCGUCUUUGGAUCAGGCUAACAAUGCAAAAUUUGCAAAUGCAGAAGAACUCAAUAACAGAAUCAAGUUCAUGAUGGAUAUGGCAGUGCAACUAGCCAUAGAACGGGAGCGCAUCCAAAAGCAGGUGCAUGUCUUAAUGAUGGAGAAAAAACUGCUGGUGGAGAAGCUAUGGAACACCAAUAAGGAUGCAACUGAGUGCAACAAUGAAGACAGUGAAAACAAAGAGCUUCCAUUUUCCAAGAAUAAUUUUUUGAAUACUACUUCUAUGAAGACAUCCACGGAAGCUAUUGCAGAUUCCUUAGAUAAAAGUUUCCAGGUGGAUGAACCAUCAGAAGAGGCACCUGAGUGUGAUACUGAUGCAGGGGCUUCCAGUUCUGCUAGCAGCAUGGUUUCAGAACCUGAGACUUCCCGAGAGGUAAAGGCCAGGUGCCUGAGCCUAAAGUAUGUUUCCAUAAUAGUCUUUGUAUUUUCAGUGUCAGCUAUGUAUUUGCUUAACUAGGAAGGAACCUUUCCUCUUUGACGAAUUGUGAUAGAUAACUUUCCUCACACAUUUAACAUCACGAGGAGGAGCCUUUCAUGUUGGUGACAUGACAUAUUGUUCCAUGAUUUUUUUUUUCCCUGAAGCUCUAAAUUGAGCUAGAUGUCUUCUUGAAUAGUUUUUUUAGGUUCUGCAGAAUGAAAUGUUGUAUAAGCAGGAAGCACAUAGUAAAAAGAAGGGCAGUUAUGCUUUUCAUUA
Messenger RNA from Prunus mume (Japanese apricot), 2740 nucleotides. The record is from RefSeq and is a predicted model, not a curated record. NCBI's taxonomy places the organism in Eukaryota, Viridiplantae, Streptophyta, Magnoliopsida, Rosales, Rosaceae.